AUGCAAGAUAAAGAAAAUGCGAUUAAGAAUCAGCAGUUGACAAAUGAUGGCAGAUUCCCAUGCCGUUUUAGUGGAUGUACUCUAUCAUUUAAGUAUGAUGGAAAGAGUAGGCGUAAACACGAGCUCACCCAUCACCCACCACCUGUGAUCCCACAUGCACCAGAGCCAACCAAUACCACUGCAGAAGAGUCUUCACUUAGCGAUGAAAGCUUGAUGAAAGAUGACAUUUAUAACUAUAACUGUGGUCUUCUUUCACAUGGCAUGACAUUUCUAAACUUUCUUGACGCUGUGAAAGAGGGUGACGGGCGUCGUAUAAUGAGGCAAUAUAAGUACCUUCUACUGUACUGCAAAGCUGAUAAACACAGUAGCAAGUAUGCCCUUGAGUGUCUUUAUCAAAUGUUUCUAAUAAACACUAUAUUGUCCCCCAGAGAUGCUCAUAGAUACAUCUGGAACAGGGGUGUCAAUAACCAUGGUAUGUUGGGGAAAAAUAUCCCAUUGGAUCUGGAGGUGGAACACAGCAACCACUACUUGAAACAAGCUGUGAAGAACUUGGGGCCCAAUGUGAAUCCUGCAUCAAUUUCUCGAAUAUGCAAAUCUGAGAAAUGUACCAGGACAAUAAUAAACACUUUGCAAGAAAGUGUUAAGAAAGGCUUCAAAUCUGGCAAACACACGAAUAAAAACGAUGAUGAAGAUUUAAAAACAAUUGUUGAUAAGCUCGUGGAACAUCAUGCAUUUGUGAAGCAAAAUGCUCGUACAUAUCAUAGUUUCAACAAUAUUGAUAGAAACCCGCUAUUGGGCCUUGAUAUAUCAAUGGUUUACAAGUGGAUCAAUGAGCACAAAGAAAAUAUAAAGAAGAACACAAAAGCAAGAUAA
This is a messenger RNA of Paramuricea clavata, 873 nucleotides long. Lineage: Eukaryota; Metazoa; Cnidaria; Anthozoa; Malacalcyonacea; Plexauridae. The record is from the annotation of a GenBank genome assembly.